Molecule: messenger RNA, 2065 nt
Organism: Setaria italica (foxtail millet)
Lineage: Eukaryota; Viridiplantae; Streptophyta; Magnoliopsida; Poales; Poaceae
Product: auxin-responsive protein IAA16-like
Exons: 7
Coding region: 188-610 (140 amino acids)
Biological process (GO): regulation of DNA-templated transcription
Cellular component (GO): nucleus
Molecular function (GO): protein binding
Source: RefSeq, a predicted model, not a curated record
CUUAUCCGCUUCCGCCGCUGCCGCCCAAAAUCCAUCGGCUCCCCGUCAGCCAUCCCGCCCGCCCCCACGCACGCAGUCGCCGCCCAAAAUCUCGCUCCCAACUCCGGGCAGGUCCCCCUCCCUCGCCCAUGCCGAUCUGGAGUCGGGCCCACCUCCGCCCUCCCGCCCCCUCCUGCCGCCACGGGAUAUGGUGAGCGGCGGCAGCCCCCGCCGGCCCCUCCGCCCGGUGGUGGGGUGGCCGCCGGUGCGGUCGAUCAGGAGGAACCUGGCGUCCACCAGGCAGUCGCCGCAGUCGUCGUCGGCUCAUCAUCAGGACGGCGGAGGCGGCGGCCUGUUCGUGAAGAUCAACAUGGACGGAGUGCCCAUCGGGCAGAAGGUGGACCUCACGGCGUACGGCGGCUACGCCGAGCUCUCCACCGCCGUCGGCAAGCUCUUCCGCGGCCUGCUCGCCGCCCAGAGGGACCCGGCCGCCGCCGCGGUGGGCCGGUGCUGCGGCGAGGAGGCGGCGGGGGAGGAGGCCGAGGAGCCCGUGAUCAGCGGCGAGUACACACUGGUGUACGAGGACGAGGAGGGCGACCGGGUGCUGGUCGGCGACGUCCCUUGGGAGUAAGUCUGAACGGGAUCAAAAUCAGCUAGCAUGUCUGUCCGCAUCAGUCACGAUGUCGAUUUCAUGGAAUUCUAGGCUGAUGGUCAUAGUCAAAGUAAUAUGACAGUAUCUUAGUUGCCAUCAUUUUCGUUGUGUUUUACUCAUUACUCCCAGAGAUAAAAGGAUGAGUGUUCUGUGCAACAAAUCAGUCUGUACCCAACACAUUUUUUGAAGGCAAUGUUUAUUGUUUUCAGUCACACCAAUACAAUUACGGUGACUGCAUAUCAAUUUGUAUUGUCAAAUCAAGCCUGUCAUUAUCCUGAAUCCUUCGCACUUGAUAAAUCACCUGCCACAGUUUGGGCACUAGACAUUUAAUUAUGGUAAAUAGCCGUUGUCCUGAUGCCUGGUUGUAGUAAAUCACUUCAUAACUAUCGUCCAUAUACUGUUGAAUUAUGUAAAAUUCUACCAUUUUGCAUUGCUAAAUCGUGUCUUCAAGCAUCAUUUUGCUUGCUUGUGGUAAAUCACCUGUCACAUUAUCAUUGCUAGAUGUUUAUUUAUAGUAAUCACAAUUAUCGUAAAUCGGUUCCUCAAUGCUAUAAUUUGUGUAAAUUGGGCACUUCACUGUAGUAAGUAUGAAACAACACGUGCUAUCGCUUGCAUUCUCGUAAAUAACCCUCUGUCCAUUUUUUUUAACUGUGUCCAGAAUAUACAAGAAAACAUAUAGCACAUGCUAGUUUAGUUUCUCGUAAGUGAAUCACUGAUUGCAGAUUAGUAGCGUGAGGAAUUGGGAGUUACGAUUGCAGAUAGGCACUGGAGCACAAAUAACAGUGACAGGGAGACAACCUCAUAAGGCAGAGGCACAGGAGCAGAUUUAUUAGGCAAAUGAGCUUGUGAUCAACAACAGCAUCAAAGUGGUACCUGCCAGUUGCCAUGCUCUAGAUGAUUUUGUAAGGAAAAGGAGCCCAAUUUAGGUUUGUGCUGCUCUUUUAAUAUUUACCGCUCACUGAACACCAGCCAACAAGCUUCCAGCCAUAACUUGUGAUACAAUUUAAUCUAUAUGUCAUGUUUUCUGGUGAUGAGGUCUUCUGGCAAGUCCUGGGCAAGAUGCGCUCACUAACGAGCAGCUAAUAGGUUCAAUGCAGUGCAGAUGGCAACACAAACGGCAACGCUGGGUGCAACCCGAAUGGCAGCACGACAACAUCCAAAUGUUAGAAUUGAAAUGGGAUCCUGGAGUCAUGGCAGAGGAACACCUCUUGUUGCAGAAUGCACAUCAGAAAAUGACUAUUUUAACAGUAGUAAGUUGUUUGCCUAUAUUAUCCCGUGCAGGCCUUGUAAAUGGGAUGUAUGAUCAGCCAGUGAAACGUCCGACUGGCUCUACUUGACGCCCUUUUGCUCUACAUUGAGAAUUCAAUUUGUGAAUUGUGUUGCAGUAACAUGGACUACAUAUGAAAGAACAUGCUACCAUUUGUUUGCCAUUUA